Messenger RNA from Dissoconium aciculare CBS 342.82, 1658 nucleotides. RefSeq lists its product as uncharacterized. Lineage: Eukaryota; Fungi; Ascomycota; Dothideomycetes; Mycosphaerellales; Dissoconiaceae. The transcript has a single exon. The coding region runs from base 307 to 1485 and encodes 392 amino acids. The record is from RefSeq and is a predicted model, not a curated record.
AGAUGUCGAAAAGAAAAACUAGCGACCAGGAGUGGAGUAUAUCAUAAAGGACAAUCGCUAAAAAUAAAUACAUUAUGUGCUAGCACCCACAUCAAAAAGCCAUCAAUCGUGUCGUUCGUCCUCUUCCUCACAUGUCACCCCCAAUCCGAUCUCAUCGUGGUCGAGCUUGACUCCAACAUGUUUAAAUUUCGGCAUCCAUCACCCUGGAUAGCAGGCUCGCGGGAUAGCUUGAUAGAUACGCUGUGGUAGACAUUCCGACCAAAGGGGGGCUCAUAUCCGCUCAUUGAGUUGUCGUACUAGUGCUAUAUGCGUAUCGAGAGGGACGAUCCUGAUAGUGUACAUCAAGAUCCGUGUCAAGUCUGUCUGUGCUCGCAGUACCUGCAAGAUUUUGCGAUUCGUUCAAGAUCCAAGACCUGCCUGGUGCUCAAACAUGUUGGUAGUCGGGCCGUCGUACUGUUCGCACCUUGUCAUGUCUUCGUUUCUCAUGCUGCAUGCGACAUCGGCAAUCAUUUCCUGCCGGCCGAGGUGUGUUCGUCGCAAUCAUUCGUUCUUUGUCAUCCAAUCCUUCCUUCAUUCAUUCGAUCAUCAAACUUGCUUAUCAUCCUCCCAACGUUCCUUGUUAUCGGCCCUUCUCGAGAUACUGCUUCGCCAACUGCGCCAAGAGAGGCUUCGCCACGGGCUCGACCGAUUUCCAUCCCUUCUGGCCCUUCUCGAGCAUGUUGUUCAUGUCCAUCUUGGGAAGGCCUGGCCCUCCACGCGGCCGUCCUUGGUCGCGACUGGACCGAGCAGGUCGGUCUUCGGCACGGCGCCGUUCGCGUCGGGGCUCACGACCGUCGGUGCGGUAUCCUCGGUCGUGGUGGUCGUCGUCGCGCGUUCGGCGAGGUGGACGAUCGGUGCCGUAACCAUCGUUUUGACGGCUUGAGCGCUCGGGCCGAUGGCGAGAUGGACGCUCGUAUUCCGGCUCAGAGUGGUCGGCGUGUUGAGAGCGGCGAGGUCGAUGGUCGUCACGGCUGCUACGCAAGGCGUCUGGACGGCGAGGUCGAGCGUCUGAGCGGUCGUAACGGUCGGAUUCGCGGGUCGACUUGCUUCGGCGCGGGAUCUCGGCAGGGGCGCGCUGGCGUGUUUCUGGCGGUGGUUUGCUUCGCGUACGACGAUGCGCACCGCUUUCCCUUCGUCGUGGGAUCACAUCAUCUUCGUCGCUUGCGUCGUAUCCGUCACGGCGGCGGUGACUGGUUCUCCCAGACCCGCUGUGCCCACUACGUGAGUGAUAUCCUUCGUCGGCAUGUGAGCGCCGCCUCGAUGGCAGGUCAUCUGGAUAUCGGCUCAUCUUCGUUCAGCGACCCGUGCGCAGAUGAUGUGGUAGGGUGCAGGCACAGAUGGGUAUGUUCGGGCGUGUCGCAAUCAAGAGUGAUGAGUGAAUGGCGUCGUGGGCGUAGUGCCGCAAGUAGGAUGAGUAUGUUUCAGCGUCGCGCAGAGUUCUGGUGACCUGUGGAUUGAAUGAUCACGAGUCGGCCGGGCGGCGUGGGCUGCUUAUAUCGAAAAGUAUACAUUCUAGAAUGCGGUAUGAUAAAGAAGAGGUCGGGGUGGGGAAGGACGAGUUUCGCACCGACGUCAUCGCUGUGGGAUCAUUCGGAGGAAUGUGAUUGAUAGACAUGGAC